UGCGUCAUUCUCAGGACUUUAACGGCGCCCUGGAGCCGCACAACCCUGCGACGCGCAGACGCAGGAGGAACGCGAGGCCCCGCAUACGGCUGUGAGGGGCGUGGUGCCCCGUCCCCUCAGUCGGCGGACCAUAGAGCUUUCAGGCCUCCAGGAUUCCUAGAGAGCUUCCGGAAGUGGCUUGGGGCAAGAUGCGUGUUGGCCGGUGUUGUGCCUCCGCACGUUUGGAAGUUGGGGGCUCGAGGGGCCUGGUCGGGUUACAGCUUCGCCCCUUUUUCUCUCAGCCCUUCCUCCAAGUCUGUCCACCUUUUGCCACCUCCUUUCCCCACCCUGGGCCUCCCCUGGAUCUCACGAAAUAUCCUUUAAAAAGAGGCCCUCAGAAGGUUCUUCUCUUAAGAAGAUAAAGAAGGUAGUGGGAACAAGCCUCCUGAGCUUUUCCAGCCCUAAAUGGCUGCAGAAUCAAGAAAGUCUGUAGCUCCAUCCCCACCAGACCAGACUCCUGAGGAGGACCUUGUAAUUGUCAAGGUAGAGGAAGAUCAUGGUUGGGACCAGGAAUCAAGUCUACAUGAAAGUAACCCUCCUGGCCAAGAGCUGUUCCGCCUGCGCUUCAGGAAGUUAUGCUACCAGGAGACACUAGGACCCCGAGAAGCUCUGAUCCAACUCCGGGCACUUUGCCAUCAGUGGCUGAGGCCAGAUUUGAACACCAAGGAGCAGAUCCUAGAGCUUCUAGUGCUGGAGCAAUUCCUGACCAUCCUGCCCGAGGAGCUCCAGACUCUGGUUAAGGAGCAUCAGCUGGAGAAUGGAGAGGAGGUGGUGACGCUAUUGGAAGAUUUGGAAAGGCAAAUUGAUAUACUGGGACGGCCGGUCCCGGCUCGUGCACAUGGACAUAGGGUACUCUGGGAGGAGGUGGUGCAUUCGGAAUCUGCACCCGAGCCUCCAGAUACUCAGCCCCAACCUGUGGCAACCCAGCACAAAUCUCCAGUGCUCCAAGGAUCACAAGAGAGAGCCAUGUCUGCUUCACAGAGUCCUACCCCUUCCCAAAAAGGAAGUCCUGGAGACCAGGAGAUGACAGCUACGCUUCUCACAGCUGGGUUCCAGACUUUGGAGAAGAUCGAAGAUAUGGCUGUUUCCCUAAUUCGAGAGGAAUGGCUUCUUGAUCCAUCACAGAAGGAUCUGAGUAGAGAUAACAGGCCAGAGAAUUACAGAAACCUGUUCUCCCUGGGUGGUGAGACCAGGAAUGAGAACAGGGAAUUAGUUUCGAAACAGGUAAUAUCUUCUGGAAUCCAGCCACAUGGAGAGACAGCUGCCAAAUGCAACGGGGAUGUUAUCGGGGUUCUUGAGCGUGGAGAAGCCCGAGACCUUCUGGGCACAUUAGAGAGGCAGCGGGGAAAUCCCACCCAAGAAAGACGGCAUAAAUGUGAUGAAUGCGGGAAGAGCUUUGCUCAGAGUUCAGGCCUUGUUCGCCACUGGAGAAUCCACACUGGGGAAAAGCCCUAUCAGUGUAAUGUGUGUGGUAAAGCCUUCAGUUACAGGUCAGCCCUUCUUUCCCACCAGGAUAUCCACAACAAAGUAAAACGCUACCACUGUAAGGAGUGUGGGAAAGCCUUCAGUCAAAACACGGGCCUGAUCCUGCACCAAAGAAUCCAUACUGGGGAGAAGCCGUAUCAGUGCAAUCAGUGUGGGAAGGCUUUCAGUCAGAGUGCGGGCCUUAUUCUGCACCAGAGAAUCCACAGUGGGGAGAGACCUUAUGAAUGUAAUGAGUGUGGGAAAGCUUUCAGUCAUAGCUCACACCUCAUUGGACAUCAGAGAAUCCACACUGGGGAGAAGCCCUAUGAGUGUGAUGAGUGUGGGAAAACCUUCAGGCGGAGCUCACAUCUUAUUGGCCAUCAGAGAAGCCACACUGGGGAGAAACCCUACAAAUGCAAUGAGUGUGGGAGGGCCUUCAGUCAAAAGUCAGGCCUUAUUGAACAUCAGAGAAUCCACACUGGAGAACGACCCUAUAAAUGUAAAGAAUGUGGGAAAGCUUUCAAUGGGAACACUGGCCUCAUUCAGCAUCUGAGAAUUCACACGGGGGAGAAACCCUAUCAAUGUAAUGAGUGUGGGAAAGCCUUUAUUCAAAGGUCAAGUCUCAUUCGACAUCAGAGAAUCCACACUGGCUCCAGACGGUAUAAAUGCAGUGAAUGUGGAAAGAAGUUUGCCCAGAGUUCAGGCCUUGUUCGACAUCGGAGAAUCCACACUGGAGAGAAACCCUAUGAGUGUGACCACUGUGGAAAAGCCUUCAGCGUGCGCUCAACCCUCACUGUGCAUGAAAGAAUCCACACUGGCGAGAAACCGUAUACAUGUAAUGAGUGUAGGAAAGCAUUCAGUGUGAGAGCACACCUGAUUAUACAUCAGAGAAUCCACAAUGGAGAGAAACCCUAUGAAUGUAAUGAAUGUAGCAAAGCAUUUAGUGUAAGCUCAGACCUUAUCAAACAUCAGAGAAUCCACUCUGGUAAGAAACCUUAUGAGUGUGAUGAGUGUGGAAAAGCCUUCGGUGUGAGCUCAGCUCUCAUCAAACAUCAAAGAAUCCACACAGGAGAAAAGCCAUAUGAGUGUAAGGAGUGUGGAAAGGCCUUCUAUGUGAACUCAGCCCUUAUCAAUCACCAGAGGAUUCAUUCUGGAGAAAAGCCCUAUAAGUGUGGAGAAUGCAGGAAAGCAUUCAGCCAGAUCUCAACCCUCAUUCAUCACCAGAGAAUUCAUACUGGAGAGAAACCAUAUGAGUGUGACGAGUGUGGGAAAGCAUUCCGUGGGAGCUCUAAUCUUACAAAACACCAGAAAAUACAUGCCAAAGGAAAGUGUCAUCAGUUCAAGAUGAACACUAAACUGAUAGAAAUUGCAGAUUGCUUUGGUCUGCACUGUGGACAGAGAGGACCGCGCCUCCGGAUUCCUAGGCGGGCAGCGGAAGUAGCCUCGUGGUCCUGGGCGCCUUUUGCACCGCUGUUCUGGGCUCUUGGUUGGCUCGCGGGGUGUUGGCUCAGGUUUUCUGUUAACUACCGGCCAGGGCUAGUCUCCGGGGAGCACCACCGGCCAUCCCCAGAGCGGCGGGAGCGCUCUGGUCUUAAGAUUCCUCCUGAUUCCUGGGAUGUUAAGACAAGUGAAUCCUAUCCUGAGCCAUUGCAAAUUAAGAUGUCCACCAAGUUGAGAGAAGGUGCAGCCUUGACUCCCGUGGUCCACAUUCGAGAGGAGCAUGAGGGUCUGAGAAUAGUGAAGGUAGAGGAAGAGGAGGACCAUGCUUGGGAACAGAAGCCUGGACAGCGAGGAAACGAGUACAAUUAUCAGGAACUCCUCCGCCGGCGCUUCAGGCAGUUCCGUUAUCAGGAGGCCCCUGGACCUCAAGAAGCGCUGAGCCGGCUUCGGGAGCUCUGCCAAAAGUGGCUGCAGCCUGAGCUGCACAGCAAGGAGCAGAUCCUGGAGCUACUGGUGCUGGAGCAGUUCCUGACCAUCCUGCCCAAGGAGCUCCAGGCCCGGGUAUGGGGCUGUCAUCCAAGGAGUGGAGAGGAAGUGGUGACUGUGCUGGAAAAUCUGGAGACAGAACUUGGAGACAAAGGACAACAGGUCCCAGGCAGUGCACACUACAAACAAGUGCUGUGGAAGGAAGUAGAACCUGGAAGCCUUGCAGGUCAGUCACUGACUGUCCAGCUGAAGUGUGAUCCGUGGGAGCACAUUCCUCUACAAGAGAAUGCAGGAGGUGAGGCGAGGAAUAUGACUGGUGAAUUUGCUCUGAACCAGAUUUCUGAAGAAAGGAAUUCACUGGAUGCUUUCCAGGAUCCAAAGUGUGGAGAAACUUUUACUCAAUGUAGGGGUAAAUCAGAACAGCCAAAGGUCAACCCCACAAGAGUAAAACGACAUAAGUGUAAAGAGUGUGGGAAGGCCUUUGCUCAGAGCUCGGGGCUUGUUCGACACUGGAGAAUUCACACUGGAGAGAAACCUUAUAAAUGCAACCAGUGUGGGAAAGCCGUCAGUUAUAAAUCAGCCCUUCUCUCACAUCAGGAAAUUCAUAAUAAAAUAAAACGCUAUCAGUGUAAUGAAUGUGGGAAAGCCUUCAGUCAAAACACGGGCCUUGUUCUUCAUCAGAGGAUCCACACUGGGAAGAGACCUUACAGGUGUAAAGAGUGUGGUAAAUCCUUUAGUCAAAGUUCACACCUUAUCGGACAUCUGAGGAUCCACACUGGAGAGAAACCUUUCAAAUGUAAUGAGUGUGAGAGGGCCUUUACUCAGAGGUCAGGGCUCAUGGAACAUCAGAGAAGUCACACUGGAGAGAAACCCUAUACGUGUAAGGAAUGUGGGAAAGCCUUCCGAGGGAGCACCAGCCUUACUCAGCACCUGAGGAUCCACACCGGGGAGAAGCCCUAUCAGUGUGAGGAAUGUGGCCGAGCCUUCAUCCAGAGGUCAAGCCUGGUUCGUCAUCAGAGGACUCACAGAGGGCAGAGUCUGUGUCUGUAUCCUAAUUAUGAGAAGGCCUUUAAUCAUAAACCAGGCCUUACUGAACACUUUUGAAAGCUAUGCCGAAUGCAGACCCUGUCAUAAAUUCAAGAGAUCGGGGUGUGGUGUCUCCAUUACCAUUGUUAUUCUAGGUAGUCAAACUAGAAGAGGUUCUGAUAUCCUACAUCAGGUUGAAAGAAACUGGUAACUAGCUUCUGGAGCAAACCAUUCCCAUUUGGGCUUGAGUCUGUGGUGGAUGCUGUUAUUUCUUUCUCCCAUCCUAUUGGUCCUUCUCCUUUG
Vicugna pacos (alpaca) is the source of this 4758-nucleotide messenger RNA. The record is from RefSeq and is a predicted model, not a curated record. Lineage: Eukaryota; Metazoa; Chordata; Mammalia; Artiodactyla; Camelidae.